Molecule: messenger RNA, 1557 nt
Organism: Frankliniella occidentalis (western flower thrips)
Lineage: Eukaryota; Metazoa; Arthropoda; Insecta; Thysanoptera; Thripidae
Product: protein Rae1-like
Exons: 8
Coding region: 369-1454 (361 amino acids)
Biological process (GO): transcription-dependent tethering of RNA polymerase II gene DNA at nuclear periphery; RNA export from nucleus
Cellular component (GO): nuclear pore
Molecular function (GO): RNA binding; ubiquitin binding
Source: RefSeq, a predicted model, not a curated record
AGAUAGAGGCGCCCACAUUAUUUUAUCGAAAAACACUGUUUACACCGAAGUGCACAGUAAUUUGCGAUGUAGAGCCGAUAGAAACAAAAAAAUCUCAUAAAUGUCUUUCCCCUGUGGUUGGUUAAAGUGAUUCCGGCGGCGCUGUUUACUUGACCGUAGGUUAUGUUUGGGUAGCAGCGAAUGAAUGAAAUAUUGACAGUGUUUUUAGAGACAAUACCUUUGUGUUUGUCCUUGGCAUGGCAGCCUUUUAAAUGGAUAAAAACCUGUUGGUUUUAAUAAAAAAAUUGUAAUUGUUGACCCAGCUUGUCAACUUCUUUCCGGACUUUAAACCCUUAAACGCCGCACAAGUGUCUUGCACCUUACCAGAAAUGUUUCAACAAAGUGCUCUUGGGACCAGCACGCCGUUUGGAGGAGCUCGUACAUCUACCAGUUCCAAAGACAUAGAAGUGGUGUCACCUCCUGAAGACUCCAUUUCUUCUAUGGCCUUCAGUCCAGCUGCCCUUCAACAAAAUUUCCUUGUUGCGGGUAGCUGGGACAAUAAUGUACGGUGUUGGGAGGUGGAACAGACUGGAAAUACAGUUCCCAAAUCUAUGCAAAAUAUGGAUGGACCUGUAUUAGAUGUGUGCUGGACCGAUGAUGGAACCAAAGUCAUGAUGGCAUCAUGCGAUAAGCAAGUGAAAUGUUGGGACCUAGCUAGUAAUCAAACCAUCCAAGUUGCUCAACAUGAUGCUCCAGUAAAGACAUGUCAUUGGAUAAAGAGUCCGACUUACUCCUGCCUUAUGACAGGCUCAUGGGACAAGACUCUCAAAUUCUGGGAUAUGCGUAGUGCAAAUCCUAUAAUGACAAUUAAUCUACCUGAGAGAUGCUAUGGUGCUGCGGUUGAUUAUCCCAUGGCAGUGGUUAUUACAGCAGGAAGACAUUUAAUUGUCUACCAGCUAGAAGGCAAACCCCAAGAAUUUACUCGGGGAGAAACAAAUCUCAAGUACCAACACCGAUGUGUUGCAAUUAUGAGAGACAAAAAAAAUUCACCAACAGGGUAUGCUGUUGGCAGUGUUGAGGGCAGAGUUGCUGUGCAGUAUGUUCAUCCAACACAACCAUCUGACAACUUCACAUUCAAAUGUCACAGAGUAAACUGUGCCAACAAUACUUACCAAGAAAUUUAUGCUGUUAAUGACAUUGCAUUCCACCCUGUGCAUAACACUGUGGCAACAGUUGGAAGUGAUGGGACAUAUAGCUUUUGGGACAAGGAUUCCCGUAUUAAAUUGGGAUCUUCUGAACAGAAAGAUCAGUCCAUCACCCGUUGCUGCUUCAAUCACAAUGGGCAGAUAUUUGCAUAUGCUCUCAGUUAUGAUUGGUCUAAGGGUCAUGAGCACUAUAAUCCUCAAAAGAAGAACAGCAUAUUUUUACUUCCCUGCUUUGAAGAUAUGAAACCACGCAGUAAAUCAAGUUCCUAGUUUAUUUUAUGAUGUAGUGUUUGGUUUUAAAUCAGACCUUAUCAUCAUUCUUAUAAAUGUAAAUGUGUUUUAUAUUUUGAAAUGAAUUACAAUUUUGACUGGA